GUGCAUGGAACUUGUUUACUUGAGUAAAAUGGUGUGAUCAGUAGAAGACAGUUUGUCUCUUUAAAUCCGGCUAGAGAAAGCAGAGAGUGCGUCUUUGUUUCCGCCGGCGGGCUCCAACUGGGAGAGUGAAGCUGUGUCAGCCUCAGAACAAACAGGAGUUUCUCUCGCCGCCAACACUAAAAGAACUGGUUUGUGGUAACAAACUUGCUUCAGGCCACGCCCCCCUGCGCUCCGCCGCCAGCUUGUUUGCGUGACGGCCCUCAGAGGAGUCAUGCGUUGGCGUGUGGAGUUGGCCGGCCUGGGUCUGGCCCUCGCCGGGUGGCUCUGCGGCGUCUUGACGCGCUGUCUGGCUCUGUGGAAGGUGAGCGGCACGCUGGACAACACCACGGCCACUCUGCCGGCCUACUGGGACGGCGUGUGGCUGGACUGGGACCAGUGGGACCUGGCCCACGAUGGGCGUCUGCAUUGCUCCUUCUACCAGGCGCUCAUGUCUCUUUCUGGAAGCUUCCGUACGUGGAGAGCCCUCAUCAUGGCGGCGCUGGGCGUGGGGGCGUUUGCAUUUGUAAUUGGCGCCGCAGGGGCCGUGUGGUUCCCCAAGCGGGGGCAAAUCAAAGUCUUUUCCGGGGCUCUUUUUGUCCUCUCCGGGGUCCUGCUGCUGGUUCCCACUGCUUGGACCUGCCACCACUCUAGUCAGCCGCUGGAGGGCGCUGUGCACCUGAGGAGAGACUGGGGACCAGCUUUGUAUUUGGGGUGGAUCUCUUUUGCGCUGAUGCUGGCAGGAGGGAUCAUCCUCACCACCCGGUGUCCCACCUCAGAGGCACAGGCUGAGGCCCCUGGAGGCCCAAACCUGGAGGAGGAAGCAACUCACCCUCUGAGCAGGAUCCACAGGACCGCCUUCACAAGCAGCCAGUAUGAACGUGGAUCAGUACCAAUUUGAAACAGACAAAAUUAUUUGGACGCGGUUCUUUGUGACUUCAAUAAGAUGGAUGAAAACGUGAAGCUGUGAGAGAACAAAUACCGUAUUUUUCGGAGUAUAAGUCGCACCGGACGAAAAUGCAUAAUAAAGAAGGGAAAAAAACACAUAAGUCGCACUGGAGUAUAAGUCGCAUUUUUUGGGGAAAUUUAUUUGAUAAAACCCAAUUUAAAAUAAAUAAAGAAUAGUGAACAACAGGCUGAAUAAGUGUACGUUAUAUGAGGCAUAAAUAACCAACUGAGAACGUGCCUGGUAUGUUAACGUAACAUAUUAUGGUAAGAGUCAUUCAAAUAACUAUAACAUAUAGAACAUGCUAUACGUUUACCAAACAAUCUGUCACUCCUAAUCGCUAAAUCCCAUGAAAUCUUAUACGUCUAGUCUCUUACGUGAAUGAGCUAAAUAAUAUUAUUUGAUAUUUUACGCUAAUGUGUUAAUCAUUUCUGCGAUGAGGUGGCGACUUGUCCAGGGUGUACCCCGCCUUCUGCCCAAUUGUAGCUGAGAUAGGCUCCAGCGCCCCCCGCGACCCCAAAAGGGAAUAAGCGGUAGAAAAUGGAUGGAUGGAUGUUAAUAAUUUCACACAUAAGUCGCUCCUGAGUAUAAGUCGCACCCCCGGCCAAACUAUGAAAAAAACUGCGACUUAUAGUCCGAAAAAUACGGUAGUUUGAGUCUAUAUUGUGUAUAACUACACUGAGUGUUCACAGUUGGUGUCUUGGCAUCUGUCUUGUUUAAAUACAGCAAGCAAUGUUAUAAAUCUAAAACACACACACACAAAUAUAUAUAUAUAUAUAUAUAUAUAUAUAUAUAUACACAUACCUGUCUUUCUUUAUGUGCCAGCUUGAAAAAUGACCAAUCUGGUGUUUAUGGCUUGUCAAGUUGUGCAAUUAAUAACUGAACAGUGUGCCGAGGACAUCGAUUAAAGUGCACUAAACAGGUAUUUUGCUUAUUAAAUUGGUGCACAAGCUUGCCUAUGGUGUACAAAAGUAGUGAUAGAUUAAGCGGUCUUGCUCCUGCGACUUAUAGUCCGAAAAAUACGGUACUAACAUUGGGUUUUUAUUUUUUAUUUUUGAGUAAGGAUCUGUGUGGAGUUUGCAUGUUCUCCCCGUGACUGCGUGGGUUCCCUUCGGGUACUCCGGCUUCUUCCCACCUCCAAAGACAUGCACCUGCAGAUAGGUUGAUUGGCAACACUAAAUUGGCCCUAGUGUGUGAAUGUUGUCUGUCUAUCUGUGUUGGCCCUGUGAUGAGGUGGCGAAUUGUCCAGGGUGUACACCGCCUUCUGCCCAAAUGCAGCUGAGAUAGACUCCAGCACCCCCCGCGACCCCAAAAGGGACAAGCGGUAGGAAAUGGAUGGAUGGAUUUGAAGUGGAAUUACAAUUGGCACAUAUGUACCACAAUGUCCUUAUGUAUAUACAAGGGCUGUCAAAAUGAACAAGUUAACUCAUGUGAUUAAUCGCAUUAUUGUGAACACACUUAGAUUAAUCGUGCAAUUUAUUUUGACCGUACAAGCUCUUUUACGGUCAGUGAUCAGAUCAAUGCAGUACAAAAAUGGGUCUGCUCGCUGGCAAAUUUCACUCCAAAAUACAUCCUAAAAGAAGUUUAGAUGAAACUGCGACCAAGUUUUGUGCAAAUAAAUCCCAUGCAAACAUUUAAAAACGUUCCUGGACAAAAAAAUCGCAUUUGUGUACAAAUAUUGAGGUAUUUUCUUAAGCAAAUUUUGAAUAUGCGAGCGAGUAAUCACAAUUCCUCCAAAUUCCAAAUUGUAGUUAAUCUGAUUUUAUAAAAAAAUGUUAUGAUUUGACAGCCUUAUUAUAUACAGAAUAUAAACCAGUCAAAUGUGUUUUUUAUUUAGAUUUAUUCAGUACAUUUGGAUAUUUUAUUGCCUUUUAGGAAACUGAAUUUGGGAUUUUUAUUAACUGUUAAAUGUAAUCCUCAAGUUAUCAACUACUUUCUUGAAAUAUUUUACUGU
Nerophis lumbriciformis (worm pipefish) is the source of this 2936-nucleotide messenger RNA. RefSeq names its product claudin-9-like. The record is from RefSeq and is a predicted model, not a curated record. Gene Ontology annotation, cellular component: membrane; bicellular tight junction. Gene Ontology annotation, molecular function: structural molecule activity. Lineage: Eukaryota; Metazoa; Chordata; Actinopteri; Syngnathiformes; Syngnathidae.